Molecule: messenger RNA, 1893 nt
Organism: Geodia barretti
Lineage: Eukaryota; Metazoa; Porifera; Demospongiae; Tetractinellida; Geodiidae
Source: the annotation of a GenBank genome assembly
AUGGCCAAGGUUCUCGGUAUAGAUUUGGGUACUACCAACUCGGUAGCGGCGGUUAUCGAGGCCGGGGAGCCCACGGUGGUGGAAAACGCCGAGGGGGCCCGCCUUACGCCGUCCGUGGUGGCGGUAAAUCCUCGCAGCGAUGAGAGAUACAUCGGCCAGGUUGCCAAGCGGCAGUCGGUCACCAAUCCGGAGAAUACAGUCUUCUCCGUAAAGCGGCUUAUGGGCCGGAAAUACGCCGACAAGGAAGUUCAAGGCGCCUUGGGCAAGCUGCCCUACAAGGUGGUGCAGGCAUCCAACGGAGAUGCCCACGUGGAAAUGUCGGGGCAGGCCUACGCGCCACCCCAGAUUUCAUCCUUUGUCUUGCAGAAGAUCCGGCAGGACGCUGAAGCCAAACUGGGCGAAAAGAUCACCCAGGCGGUUAUCACGGUACCGGCUUAUUUCAACGACGCCCAGCGCCAGGCUACCAAGGACGCGGGCACCAUCGCUGGCCUUGACGUACUGCGAAUUAUCAACGAGCCCACCGCCUCGUCAUUGGCGUACGGCCUGGACAAGACUAAAGAAGAGGCCACCAUAGCCGUGUUCGACCUGGGCGGCGGUACCUUUGACAUAACAAUCCUCGAGAUGGGCGAAGGUGUAUUUGAGGUCAAGUCCACUAACGGCGACACCUACCUGGGCGGCGACGACUUCGACCAAAAGAUACUUGAAUGGCUGAUUCAGGAGUUCCGGCAGGAGACAGGCAUCGACCUGGGCGGCGACCGCAUGGCGCUGCAACGUCUGCGGGAUGCGGCGGAACGGGCCAAGAUCGAGCUUUCCAGUACCCUGGAAACGGAAAUCAACCUGCCCUUCAUUACCGCUGAUGCCAGCGGUCCCCAGCACCUGGUCAAGACCCUCAGCCGUGCCCGCAUGGAGCAACUGGUAGGCAGCCUGAUUGACCAGACAGCUACCCCGUGCCGGCAGGCCAUAACCGAUUCAGGCCUGUCCGCCAGUGAGAUAGACGAGGUGAUCCUGGUGGGCGGAAUGACCCGUAUGCCGGCUGUCCAGGAAAAGGUCAAAGCUAUUUUCGGCAAGGAAGCCAGCCGGUCGGUGAACCCGGAUGAGGCCGUUGCCCUGGGCGCUGCCAUUCAGGCCGGCGUGCUCGGUGGCGAGGUGGGGGACAUUGUUCUGCUGGACGUUACCCCCCUGACCCUGGGGCUGGAGACCCUGGGCAGCGUAAUGACUACGCUGAUUUCCAGGAAUACCACCAUCCCCACCAAGAAGACUGAAACUUUCACCACGGCAGCCGACGGGCAGACCAGCGUGGACAUUCACGUCCUGCAGGGUGAGCGGCCCAUGGCCCCGGACAACAAGUCCAUCGGCCGGUUCAUACUCGACGGGCUGCUGCCGGCGCCGCGCGGGGUGCCCCAGGUGGACGUUACCUUUGACAUUGAUGCCAACGGUAUCCUCAGCGUUUCGGCCCAGGACAAGGGCACCGGCAAGGAGCAGCGGAUUGUAAUCCAGCCCAGUUCAGGUAUCUCCAAGGAUGAUAUAGAGCAGAUGGUGGAUGCCGCCAAGGCCCACGAGGAAGAGGACCAGCGGCGUCGCGUCGAGGUAGAAACCAGAAACCAGGCCGACUCCCUGGUUUACAGCACCGAGAAACUCCUGGCGGACAACGCGGACAAGGUACCCCAGGACUUGAAGGAAGAGGUGGAAGGGAAGAUUGCGGUCCUGAAGACGGCCAUUGAAGCAAACAAUGUGGCCGAAAUGCAGACUGCCAUGGCCGACCUGAACAGCUCGAUGCAAAGGCUGGGGCAGGCAGUGUAUGGUCAACAGACCCCCGGCGCCCCUCCUGAAGAUCCGGGAAUGGGCGGCAGCGACAGCGAUGACACCGUAGAGGGCGAGUUCAGGGAAGUCUAA